Molecule: messenger RNA, 501 nt
Organism: Geodia barretti
Lineage: Eukaryota; Metazoa; Porifera; Demospongiae; Tetractinellida; Geodiidae
Source: the annotation of a GenBank genome assembly
AUGGGGUUGCCGCAUUCCCGCCACAAGUCGGAAGGUAUCGUCGCGGCGGUUGGUAACGCCGCGCGGUUCCUCGAACCCAUGGCGGCCUCUUCCCUGGAGUUCGACGACCUGCGCUGCUCCACGCUGGAUGUUGUGGAACGUGCCUUCGACUGUCUCACCGAGGCGAACGGGGUCGGCCCCACUGGGGCAUCCGUCAUCCUGACGGUCCUCAAUCCCCAGUUGUUUGUUUCAUGGGGCGCCGACAUUCGGAAUGCCUAUUUCCCGGAAGACCGCCCCAAAGGCGCGACGUACUCCCAGUUCCUUACCGUCAUGCGCAUGGCGGCCCUGUCGGUUGCCGCCGACGCGCGCAGCCAACACGGUAUCGACGACCCGGCAGGCGCUCUUUCGUCGCAGUUGGGCAUUGAUCCGCCGUUCAGCCUCGCCAAGUUCGUGGAUGAAUACAACUGGGUGACGCUGGAGCGCGAAAUGGCCUUCCAACCGGGCGCGGUGGUUGCCGCGUAG